Esox lucius (northern pike) is the source of this 10009-nucleotide messenger RNA. RefSeq names its product protein tyrosine phosphatase receptor type Z1a (gene ptprz1a). Gene Ontology annotation, molecular function: protein binding; protein tyrosine phosphatase activity. Lineage: Eukaryota; Metazoa; Chordata; Actinopteri; Esociformes; Esocidae. The record is from RefSeq and is a predicted model, not a curated record. The transcript has 30 exons. Gene Ontology annotation, biological process: peptidyl-tyrosine dephosphorylation. The coding region runs from base 222 to 5603 and encodes 1793 amino acids.
AGUCUGUCACACUUUCCCACCCUCGUUCACUGUUCAUCUCACGAGUAGCAACGUUCAGCCGCACCGCAGGUAUCAAAAAGAGUGAGGAUAAACGGAGACAGCACAACAACUCACGGCAUGAAACAAAUGUGAAACCUUCACGAUUAUCGGGAGUAUCUUUCCCAAGAACCUCACAGGCUACAUUUUAUUGUCUCCAACGAGGAUUGUGUGAUUGUUGAAAUAUGGAAACGGCUGCUUCAAGAGGCUUCCUAUUGUUCGCACAGCUCUUGCUUGUCUGUCAAUUCGCUCAGCUGGUUGAAGGAUACGGAUACCGAGCCCAGCGGAAAUUCUCUGAUGACAUCGAGUGGUCCUACGCGGGGACUCUGAACCAAAAUAACUGGGCCAAGAAGUACCCAUCGUGCAACAACGCCAAACAGUCACCCAUCAACAUCGAGGAGGAGCUGACACAGGUCAAAGUUCAGUUCCAGAAGCUUCAUUUCGAGGGCUGGGAGGAGGAGACAUCUGACAGGUCCACCAUCAAGAAUGACGGCAAGACAGUGGCAGUGAUCCCAGACGGGGACUUCUAUAUCAGUGGAGGGGGGCUGAGAGACCAAUUUAAAGUGGGAAAAGUCACCUUUCACUGGGGGCGCUGCAACGCAUCCUCAGAGGGCUCCGAACACAGCCUUAAUGGGGUGAAGUACCCCCUGGAGAUGCAGAUCUACUGUUAUGAAGCGCAUCGCUUUGAGUCCUUAGACAACGCCAUCAAGAAUGGGGGUCGGAUCACAGCUCUGGCUGUGCUAUUUGAGACAAGCGACGAAGAAAAUGAAAACUACAUGGCCAUUAUCGAUGGAAUCAACAGUGUCAGCCUAUUCGGUAAGAGUGGGACAGUGGGCCCGUUCUCUCUCCAGGGCCUCCUGCCCAAUUCAACUGAAAAAUACUUCACCUACAACGGCUCCCUCACCACACCGCCCUGCACAGAGACUGUGGAGUGGAUUGUCUUCAAGAAUACGGUGGCCAUCUCCGACACGCAGCUGGAGAUGUUCUGCGAGGUGAUGACCAUGCAGCAGGCGGGCUACGUGAUGCUGAUGGACUACCUGCAGAACAACUACCGGGACCAGCAGCAGCAGUUCAUGGGCCAGGUCUUCUCCUCCUACACUGGCACAGAGGAGGUCCUCACUCCCGUCUGCAGUUCGGAGCCGGAGAAUGUGCAGGCUGACCCUCAUAACCUCACCAGCCUGCUGGUGAUGUGGGAGCGGCCGCGGGCGGUGUAUGACGCUGGGAUAGAGAAGUACGCAGUGACCUACAGGCUGGCCCAGGGAGACGACCAUCUGGCCUUCGAGUACCUAACCGAUGGAGAUCAGGAUGUGGGGGCCAUACUGCAGGACCUGGUGGCCAACACAAGCUAUGCAGUGCAGGUAGUGGCCGUGUGCACCAACGGUCUGUAUGGCCGCAUGAGCGAGAAGCUGACCGUCAACAUGCCCAUCGACGACCCCGAGACCACACCUGAUCCAGAUUUUAAUGAAUUUGAAGACAAAGACUAUGGACCCUGGGCAAAAUCAGGGGAAGACCAGGACAUUGACUGGACUACCACCCCUAACUAUACGAAGACCAGGCCCACAACCACUGACCCCCCUAGGAUCCCCAUGCCUGGAAUCAGAACCACUACCCAAUCUAUCCAGAGGAGAACCAGCCCCGCUUCCAUGACACCUCAGCCCAAACGAGCCCAAAUGCCCACGGAACUGAGUGUAACUUACCGCACGGUCACCAUGCCACCAGCAGAGGGCGCUGUCUCACCAGGCAGCCGAGGCAGGGAGAGCACCCAGAAGUACAUCCCUACAGUAACCACUCCACUGUCUCACACUGACAUCACCACUUCAUCAACCAAUACGGAGAAUGGAAGAGGGGUGUCGAGCCCCGUAACCGUCCCAAACGUCACAGGCAGUCGUGUUUCCGUAGCGGCUCCUCAUCCGGAAAGCCCGACCCUGGCCAUUCCUUCACCUUUCUUCUCCCAGGGGGUCCCACCAAGGCCCACGAGCCCCAGCGUGCACUUGUUUCAGUCCACCGCCUCUUCGUUCGGUGGCAUGCUCUUGCAGACCACACAGCCGGUGUUCAACGGUGAGCUCCUCCCCUCCACCCUCCCUGUGUGUGACACGUCGAUCCCUGGCAAACCUGGCUCCACCCCUAAAAGCGGCCCCGCCUCCUGCCUGCAUGCCCCUCCCUCGUCUACACCCGUGUCAUCUGUGGCCCACCCCACUCCGGACUCCCCCCCGCAUGCUGCUACAGCACUGUUGUCUAGUGGCGACUCAUCCCUGCCUGCCUCCUCCCCCACCCUGCCUCCCACCCCUCACCCCUCACAAUCCCUGUCUGGCUGGCAGGCGGCCAUCUCUCAUAGUGUUGGUGACGGCGAUGACGAUAGAGGCGAAGGUUAUGUGUUGUCCGCUUCUUCGUCAGUGGCCCCGGGUGUCAACACUGUGUUUAGUGACACCCCCCCCCUUCCGACCUUCCCCGACCCCUCCGCCGAACGGGACCCGUCGGAGCAAGCCUUUAGUCCUCUCUCAUCAGCCUCUCUGUCCUUGCAGCCUUCGUUCCUCCUGUCCAGCGACUUCUCUUUGUCUGGGUUCAGCCCGGGCCACUCUGACUCCGGGGUCCUGGGAGACUUUAGUGUCGCCACAGGCAGUGUAGUCGAGACGUCUUUGGCAGGUGGUGGCUGCGGCGUGUUCGCGGUGGCCGGCGACGCUGCUGUGUCAUUGCGGACUUGCUCUCUGGAUGUCUCGCUGUCGUCCUCCUGGUUGCAUGCCUCUCCUCACUUCCCACUGGCCACGUCCGACUGGGGGGCGGCUAGCCUGGCUCUCUACUCCUUAGCUAGCGACUUAGACCACAAGCAGCCUUCAUCUCUGGGCUCUGCCGCCCUGUCCGUUGGUCAGCCUGUCUCCGCCUCCUCUCCUCCACUUCCUCCUAUCCCCGGUUCCUAUAGUGACCUGUCCGUUUCUGUUACAGCCACGCCGUCCAGCGCCAAGGACCUCUGGGUCUCGGCCCUCCGAACCUCUUCCCCUACAGCCUCCCCCCUCACCCCCACCCUCACCCCUGACCUCCAGACAGUAGACAGUAGUGCUUCGGGCUCCACCCCAUCAGAAGUUCAGGAGGAGCUGGACGAAGAGUGGGACAGGGUUCAAAGUUCAGUCUCGGACUCAGGGGCGAGCAAGCUCCCUUACAUCGCCACUGUCGCCCCUUCAAUCGCCUCUCAGGCCGACCCCAACGGGGACACAGAAGAGCACUCCUCUGCCUUCUACUUUGACAGCGAGAGCGGCAGUGCCAUUGCAACAGAAAUGCGGGGGGAAUCGUUGACAGUAUCACCAGUAACCAUGGCAGCACCCUGGUCAUUAGGCGGUGAGGAGGAAAGCGGUUCCGGGCAGGGUGAGAGCGCGUACGACAACGAGACGUCAUCAGACUUCAGUAUCCCAGAGCACACAGAGAGGGACUCUGAGAGGAAAGAGGAACCAGUUGCAGAGGCCAGUAACAGCAGCCACGAGUCCAGGGUGGGUCUGGCCAGGGAGAGGGAGAGGAGGGCAGUGGUCCCUCUGGCAGUGGUCUCCACCCUCACCUUCGUGGGACUCGUCAUUCUGGUGGGCAUCCUCAUCUACUGGAGAAGGUGUUUCCAGACUGCCCAUUUCUACAUAGAAGACAACUUGUCCCCAAGGGUCAUAUCGGUUUCACCAAUACAUAUGACAGCUACAGAUGAACAUGAAGCCCUACCAGUGAAGCAGUUUGUCGAACAUGUGACGAAGCUCCAUGAAACCAAUGCAUUCUCCAGGGAGUUUGAGAUAUUGAAAGAGUGCUACGAGGAGGUGCAGGCGUGCACGGUUGACCUGGGUAUUACGACAGACAGCUCAAACCAUCCAGACAACAAGAACAAGAACCGCUACAUCAAUAUCCUGGCUUAUGAUCACAGUCGAGUACGACUCUCAAUCCAGGAUGGGAAGAGCGGAGAUUACAUUAAUGCAAACUAUGUUGACGGAUUCAACAAGUCCAAGGCCUAUAUAGCAGCCCAGGGCCCUCUGAAAUCCAGCACAGAGGACUUCUGGAGGAUGGUGUGGGAGCAGAACGUGGGUGUGAUCAUCAUGAUCACUAAUCUGGUGGAGAAAGGACGGAGGAAGUGUGACCAGUACUGGCCCGUGGAGAACCAGGAAGAGUAUGGCGGUUUCCUAGUGACCAUGAAGAGCAGGAAUGUUCUGGCCCACUACACCCAGAGAAUCUUUACUCUCAGGAACAUGAAGGUCAAAAAGGGUUCCCUGAAGGGGCGCAUUAACGAGCGCACUGUGACCCAGUACCACUACACCCAGUGGCCGGACAUGGGCGUGCCCGACUACACCCUCCCUGUGCUCACCUUUGUCCAGAAAUCCUCCAAAGCCAGGACAGAUGAAAUGGGACCCGUCGUAGUCCACUGCAGUGCGGGCGUGGGGCGAACUGGCACCUACAUAGUGUUGGAUAGCAUGCUGAAGCAGAUCAAAGAAGAGGGCACAGUCAACAUCAUGGGCUUCCUCAAACACAUCCGCACACAGAGGAACUACCUUGUUCAGACAGAGGAGCAGUAUGUGUUUAUCCAAGACGUCCUAGUGGAGGCCAUAUUGAGUAAGGAGACAGAGGUGCCCUCCAGCAACAUCCACAGCUACGUAAACGACCUCCUGACCCCCAGGCCCUCCAGCAGGACGCGGCUGGAGGAACAGUUUAAGCUGAUAUCCCAGUCUAAUGCCAGGACAUGUGACCACACGACAGCCCAGAAGGAGUGCAACAGAGACAAGAACAGAAACUCAUCGUUAAUACCCGUUGAAAAGUCACGGGUGUGUCUGUCCACGGCGGCGGGAGAAACGACAUCAGACUACAUUAAUGCAUCAUACAUCACAGGGUACCGGCACAACAAUGAGUUCAUUGUGUCCCAAAACCCCUUGGUGGGCACGGUGAAAGACUUCUGGAGGAUGAUCUGGGAUCACAACGCUCAGGUCAUUGUCACACUGCCGGGAACGCUGGGAACUCCAGGAACCCCAAGCCUGGCAGAGGCGGAAGAGCCGUUUAUCUACUGGCCCCUUAAGGAGCAGCCAAUCAGCUGCAACGCGUUCACGGUGACCCUGCAGAGCGAGAACCAUGUGUGUCUGGCCAACGAGGACAUGCUGAUAGUACAGGACUAUGUCCUGGAGGCUACACAGGAUGACUACGUUCUGGAGGUGAGGCACUACCGGGCACCGCGCUGGCCCAACCCAGACAGCCCCAUCAGCAGCACCUUUGAGCUGCUCACCCUGUUGAAGGAGGAGAGCUCCUCCAAAGAGGGCCCCAUGGUGGUCCACGACCAGGAUGGUGGCGUUACUGCAGGAACCUUCUGCUCCCUGACAACUCUAGUGCACCAACUAGAAGCGGAGGGCUCUGUGGACGUGUACCAGGUGGCCAAAAUGACAAACCUUAUGCGGCCAGGAAUCUUCACUGAUAUUGAGCAGUAUCAGUUUCUGUACAAAGCCAUGCUGAGCUUAGUGGGCACACGGGAUGAUGAGAAGACACUGCAGUCCUCAGACAACAACGGAACGGUCCCAGGUGACCAAGCCAGCACGGCCGAGCUCUACGAGUCCCUGGUGUAACAUGGCAACGGGGGUUCUAACUUGACAAGAAUGGACUCUCAACGGUUUUCGCACUCCUCUGUUUUUCAGUUUUGCUUUUUUACCCUUUUUUUUGACUCUUCAGUACUUUAAACUGCAGUUUCUGACCACUGCAGAUGAUACUGUAUGAACUUGUAAUGUGUGCCUUUGUAUAUUCAUCUUCUAACAGCUUUCAAGCAAUUGUAGUCUAACUUUCAGAUAUUUUGUCAACACUGCCAUUAUUUGCUUAACUAACUGUUUUCUUAAAAUUUUGUAUUUAUUGGGAGUAAAGCAAAAAAGGGGAGAGGGAAUUGUUAAACAUUACUUUAAACCACAUUUUGCUACCAAAUUUCUUGUUGAAUCUAAGCAUUCUUCUGCUGAUUUUUUUAGUUUAGACUAUGUAAAUACUAUUUUGUUCUUAGUAACGGUGACCUUGUGAAGUCUAAAAUGCAUAAUGCCAUGGAAUAAUAAAUCUAAUAUGUAAAUAAUAUUAUAGCUACCAAGUAAAUGGACCAAAAUUCUAUUUAUACUUUUAGAUUUUUAUAUUUUACUACAGUUUUUUUAGCUUUUUUGUAACCUUUUAAUGUAUGGCUGCAUUGUAAUAAUAACUUAGUCAAAGCAUUUUUUUAAUGUUUUAAUAUUACCAUGUUCCGUAUUUUGUAACAGACUAUGAAGCAUGGGGUACUGAAACUUAUUAGCUCUACAUGAAGCAUUGCUGAAUGGUUAGACAUAGGAUUAAACAAAAAAAUCCAAGGAAGGAGUUUUUGCAGUGGUCUGUCCAUGUAUUUUACUAAAAUGAUCAAUCUAAAUCUAUUGGGUGCACUGUAUAUUAAAGGUCUAGUGCAGUAAAAACAAUGUUUCUAUAUAUCUUAUAGUUCCAAAAUACAUGGUCAAAAUGAAACAAAAAUGCAAAAAUGGCUUUUUGGGGUAGAAGUUGGGGAAAAUAAAUUCACCGGAGUAAUAGGCUUAAAUGUCCAAAUUAUGCCAAGCCAGGACUCCUGGGGAUGCAAGAACUCCCCUAGUUGUGCUCAAAUGCCUUGUUGACUGUUCAGGACACAUGUCCACUCAUUUAUUCCAUAGACAUUUGGACAACAUUGCUGAUUAUCAUGCCGACAAAUGUUCAGUAGUGUUCCAAACCGACACAAUUCUUUUAAAUAAUUGCCUAUUAUUUAGGGAUUACAAAAAAAUCAUAAAUAUUUUCUCCAUAUAACUAUUAUAUCUUUUAAAUAGCUGCUCAUCUUGUGAAUGAAUGGUUUAAGAAACUUGUAUUUACAAGACUACAUUUUAAACAAUGACACCUGUCUCCCCUCCUCCCCUUCCUUCAUCGAAUUGGAUGAGAAUAGUAGCUUGUCCACAUGAAAGAUGAGUGGCUUUAGGGUGUUGGGGAUAAUACACGUCAGAGCCAGAUGAUAGACGGACUGGCAACCAAGUUUCAAUGUAGAAGAAAAAUAUUUCCAAGUUAAAAUAUUCCCUGCAGAUGUGUUCUGGUGAUUUAUGCUGGUAUUACAGUAAUAGUUUUACACAUGGUCUCUCUAAAGCUUUAAUUCAGGUAAGGGGUGGGCAUCAUCCUACACUAUCAGGUAUGUGAGCAUAAAUAUUUUGUAUCCUCACACCCACGUUCAGACUGAGCAUUUCAAUGGCUGAUGAACAGUGACUUAUUUCUUAAAGUUACUAAAAUUAAAUUACAAACUACAUGGAACAGUUUAUACACAUUAUCCAUAAUGUUUGUAAUUUCAGAUUGACCUGGAUGCUAGCGCUUUUUAGCCUGAGGCGUGGCAUUAUGCCCUCAGGUCAGGUGCAUUGUGAAUAUAGUGUUAUUAUUGCCUCUUAACACAGUCCAUCUGACCCCAUCGUAUUAGAUUAGUAAGCAUAUUGGAAAUAACGCAUUAUCAUUUCCUGGUAAGGCAGCUAGGCUAAGCCUUAAUCAACCAGGUUUUGAGCUGUCCUCAAAAAUAAUGUAAAUAUAUAAUCCCUCAAGGGAAAUGCAUUACAAUAGAAGCAAAUAUAUUAAUGAGUAAAAAUGUGUUGGACUUCAUAUGUAAAGGCUAUUGAACGUUUCUUGAACAGAUAAAAAUAAAUCCCCACUAAAAUGUAAACUGGCCUUUCAACUAGAUAGUUUUUAUGGUCCCACAAAAUUAAAUCUGGAAGGGUUCUGUAGAUCGUCCUCCAUAAGUUUGUCACACUCAAUGUCAGAGACCGCUGGCACCAUAAAACUGAAUCUCAGUGCGACUUGUAUAUGUCUUAACAUAGUGAUCUGGCAUUUACCUAUUACUGUUGAGUUGACGAUAUUUCAAGCAUUUAAGAAUGCUAACUUAGCACUAUCAGUCCCUUCACCCCAUUGACCUGAAGUCAUAAAAUUUUUUUUAAAGAUCUGCCUCCCCACAAAGAACACAUUUGCCUCAGUAAGAUCUGACAUUAUUUAUUAUGUUAGAAAUAUUUAAAACGCUACUCCUCUGGUACCACAUCUGCAGAAAACAAAUUCACCACAUGGUGGCCAUAGAAUAGGCAAAUGUUUAUUUCUUUUCAUUUAAUUCAAUGUGAACAAAUUGGCACACAUCCUGAGAAUCUGAAUAUUGCUAACACAAACUUAGAUGCCUCUGUUAAAGAAAUAUGGCAUUUAAGAAAUUACCCUGAUUGGCCCAAUAGGGAGGUGUAUCAUUCAUGAAGGAAGACAUUUACUGUUGCCUUGGUGUUUAUUGAUUUCUUGAAAGUAUUCACCGUCUGUCUAGUUGCUGUGCAAGUCAUAAAAGAAAGUGGUUGUUAAAAAGACACUUCAAUAACUGCCACAUGAACUUCCUCAUGGUUUAGCUCAAUCAUGAGCCCCCCCAAACAAAUCUCCUCCCUCUUUCCCCCAAAUAUGAUUGGUGGGGCGUAAUCGAAGAUUUGCUAUGAUAGAUUGACCUUUCGGCAGGCCCAUGAUAAGACAUAGUUAAGAAACAAUAUGUGAGCAGAGACAGUGUCUUGAAGAAACGGGAGCAACGCAGACAGUGGAUUAUGGAUUCACAGAGACUGAGAUGCGACUCUAUGGAGUUAUGGUAUAAUCCUUUUGGAGAAUUGGAUAUUUCAAUUGAUUUUCAUGUUCUAAUCCCGUCUAAGACUCCAAAAGAAAUGCGCCUUUUAGAGGAAAAUAGGUCAAGUGUCCAGACACCGUCUUGACCAGCGGCUGUAUCCAUACCUUAAUUUGCAUUUUUGACUUCUAAUAAUUACAUGCCCAAUUAUCCAUGGCUUGGUGGCCUAGUUUGCAUGGCCGGGCCCAAAUUGAGUAGAAGGAAAAGCUGAUUGUUUUUUCAAAGAAACUGUAGUAAGAUAACUCAAUGAAACAAUGAAUUAUUUUUAACACUGUGUGUGUGUGUGUGUGUGUGUGUGCGUGCGUGCGUGCGUGCGUGUGUGUGUAUAUAUAUAUAUAUUUACAUAAAAAUAUUUGAUGGUAGCUGAUUUCUGAGACAUCUGGGUAAUGAAAUCAAAAGCAUAGCUAAUUGGUAAUUUGUGCUUUGCUGGAACCAUAGCUCAUGUCCAGUUAAAUAAAUGUUCUCAAUUUAGAUAAUGACCUAACAAUUUCGUAACGGUAAGCAAUUUAGAUACAUAAUGUACUUUUAAUACACAUUUAAUACACCAUUUUUUGACGUUAAUCUACACAAAAUAUCCUAUAAUGAUCAAUAAAAAAAUAGAGAAAUAAUUUAUUGAGAAACAUUUUAAAGAAAAUCGUUAAAGUAUUGACGAGUUCCCAAGAACAAAGUGGGCUCUUGGGAAUACCCAUCAAGACCCUUCCUUGAGCUGGCCGAACUGCAAAACUAAGGAACUGAGCAAGAAUGGCCUUGGUCAGGGAGAUGACCAAGAAGCCAAUUGGCCACUAACAGAGCAUCAGUUUCUCUGCAGAGACACUAUAACCUACCAGAAAGACAACCAUUUCUGCAGCACUUCAUCAAUUAGGCCUUUGUGGUAGAGUGGCUAGACAGAACCCAGUCCUUAGUAAAAGGCAUAUGACAUUUCGCCUGCAGGACUUUGAGAACAAAACAAAAAAAAGAUUCAAAAGUCUGAUUAGACCAAAAUCGUACGAUUUCAGUGCCAAGCUCCACGUCUGGCAAAAACAAAGUACCAGUCAUCACCCAGCUAAUACCAUCCCAAUGGUAAAGCAUGAUGGGGGGAGCAUCGUGCUAUGGGAAUGCUUACUCUACUGCAGGAACUGGCUGUAUUUUGCACGGUUCAUCCUUCCCCCAAAGUGGUCCUUGAAGAAAACCUGAUCAAAUUAAAGUAUAUAGCUCUCCUUUAUGAUUGAGUUCAAGAUUGUUUGCAUUGCUUAUUUUCUGCACAAUUUCAUGAACGGUGCAAAUAUCUCUUGAGUUGACUGUAUGUACACUACUGUAAACAAAGUUGGGGUCACUUUGAAAUGUUUGAAAUUGGUUUUUAAA